AUGAGAUUCAAUGCAGAAAAUGAACAUAGGAGGCAAAGCGAGCAGUGGGAGGCUAUCAAUGGAAGGAAAUGAGGGCGAGGAGAUUUCAAGGCUAGCAAUAUCUGAAUUUCGAGACAGGGAGGAGGAGAUUGAGAAGAAGAAGACGGAAGUGAGAGAGAAAGUUGAACACCGUAUGGGUCAAGCUGAAGAAGAAACAAGGCGCUUGAAACAGAUUUGGGAAGAACUCGAAGAGUUGGCUGAUCCAACGAGGAAGGAAGCUGCCACUGUGCGCAGGAAAAUUGACAUGGCUAACCGAGAGUUGAAAUCGCUUGGACAGAGCUGCCAGAAGAAGGAGAGAGAAUAUAAAGAUGCUCUUGAGGCUUUCAAUGAAAAGAACAGAGAAAAAGCACAGCUGGUUACCACUUUAAUGGAGCUGCUGACUGAAAGUGAGAAUUUGAGGAUGAAGAAGCUAGAGGAGUUCUGCAAGAACAUCGAAUAUCUACAAUAGAUGUCGUUUUCAGUUCCAUUCUCUUCUCUUACUGGCUUCCCUUUGGCUUAAAACCCUUAUCAUUCUAAAGCUUGCUACAUUUGUAUAUCAGUUUCUUUUGAUUGUAGCCAUCUUGUUACUUUCUUUGGUUUCUGAUGCAUGGCCAAUAAACUGCAUUGCUAUAAACGGUUCAAAAUGAUGAUAAAAAUGCAGGCACUGA
Molecule: messenger RNA, 686 nt
Organism: Rubroshorea leprosula
Lineage: Eukaryota; Viridiplantae; Streptophyta; Magnoliopsida; Malvales; Dipterocarpaceae
Source: the annotation of a GenBank genome assembly